UGCAGUUUCUGUCGAAGAUCCAAUCAUGAAGAAGUUCGCAGCCGUGCUCGCAAUCGCCCUGGCCUCGUUGUCCACCGUGUCGGCCCAGUGCCCACGGAUCAUUACCCGUGCCGGAUGGGGUGCCCGUGCCGCCAACACGGCCAUUCUGCCAACUCAGCCUGCCCCGUGGGUCGUGAUGCACCACACCGCCGGUGCUCACUGCACUACGGAUGCCGCUUGUGCCCAGCAGAUGCGUAACAUCCAGAACAUGCACAUGGACACCAACGGAUGGGCUGACAUCGGGUACAACUGGUGCGUCGGAGAGAACGGAGCCGCGUACGAGGGUCGUGGCUGGGGACGUCAGGGAGCGCAUGCCCCGAACCACAACAGCCGCUCAGUCGGAAUGUGUAUCUUCGGUAACUUUACCAACGUGCUCCCCAAUCUGGCUGCCCGUAACGCCGCCCAGGCGCUGAUCAACUGUGGAGUCUCGCUGGGACACAUCGCUAGCAACUACUGGCUCAUUGGACACCGUCAGUCGAACGCCACCGCUUGCCCCGGAAAUGCGUUCUUCGAGAACCUGCGUACCUGGCCGCGUUUCAACCCGAACCCUUAAGUGGUUUACUUGUUGGUUCUUACGAGUUUGUUUAAUAAAGUCUGAUAUUUGUUUUUGAUACAA
Molecule: messenger RNA, 655 nt
Organism: Culex pipiens pallens (northern house mosquito)
Lineage: Eukaryota; Metazoa; Arthropoda; Insecta; Diptera; Culicidae
Product: peptidoglycan-recognition protein SC2-like
Exons: 1
Coding region: 26-592 (188 amino acids)
Biological process (GO): peptidoglycan catabolic process; innate immune response
Molecular function (GO): zinc ion binding; N-acetylmuramoyl-L-alanine amidase activity; peptidoglycan binding
Source: RefSeq, a predicted model, not a curated record